Molecule: messenger RNA, 1709 nt
Organism: Botrytis sinoallii
Lineage: Eukaryota; Fungi; Ascomycota; Leotiomycetes; Helotiales; Sclerotiniaceae
Exons: 2
Coding region: 181-1374 (397 amino acids)
Biological process (GO): regulation of transcription by RNA polymerase II
Molecular function (GO): zinc ion binding; DNA-binding transcription activator activity, RNA polymerase II-specific
Source: RefSeq, a predicted model, not a curated record
AUCCUUCCAAGGAAGGGUCUUGUACCUGAGGAUCAAGGGAGUUUGAAAUGAUACGUUAUUCCCAACGACGAUAUUCGACUGAAAACCCAUAUAAUUAGUUAACUAUCUUGAGGUAUUCUACAGAUCAUUGUUUCCUCUGGACCUAUUCAUAAUUCAACGACACACAACAAUAGACUCAAGAUGCCAUCGAGAAGAUCGCAUAUCAAAUCACAUCACGGUUGUACUCAAUGCAAACUCCGGAGAGUUAAGUGUGAUGAGCGUCAGCCUGCUUGUUCUAGAUGUAUAGCAUACAAGAGAGAAUGCACGUAUAAUUCGUUGAUCACUCAAGCACCUGGUCAGCAUAGUUUCGAACUGCGGCCACCGCCGAAAUCGAAAACCCAAAGGCACAAAACAGCGUUCAUAAGACCUUCAUCUCAACGUGAACCACCUCAGAGUCAGGAUCCAUGUUAUGGCAUUCAAGCACCACUUCCACUUGGUCGAUACAAAGAAGCAGAUUCCCUUCUCUAUCACUAUAUUAAUGUUACUGCUAAGCCCGCGACAUCAGCAUUCAUUAGUCCAGAUCAUAAUAAAUGGGAAGGAGCCGUGCAACGAAGCGCUUCAACUCAUGAAUACGUAUACAACGGAAUGCUCUCUUUCGCCUCUUUACAUCUGGCUGUUCUUCAACCUCAGAAUAGUUCAAUCCACAUAGCCAGAGCGCUGAAAUUUCAAAACACGGGUAUGACAGAAUUUAGACCAGUGUUGGAAAAUGUCACAGCGUCGAACUGUGAAGCUGCUUUGGGAUUUUCGGGAUUAUUGAUAAGUUCCAUAUAUGCAUUUCCAGUAGCGCAAGCCGGACCAGAUAAGCCUAGCGAAAGAUUGUUAGAUUAUCUACCAAUAAUAUUUAGUUUGUUCAAUGGAACCGUGGCUAUAUACCGAAUGGGUUGGAUGAAAAGCCUGAAUUCUCCACUCAGUGUGCAUCUGCGGAACAAAGUGAUGACAGCUGACGCAACAAGCACUCCUGCAGAGGGCGAAGAGUACCUCAAGAAAUUAGAGCGUCAAGAGAUUGCAAGGCUAAACGACCAGCAUCUUCGAGUGCUGUAUCAUGACGUAUCUCAAAAAGUUCGGCGAAAUUUAAGAAGGACGGAACAGUUUCCUGGAAGAGCAUGGCCUGGGGCGGCACCACCAGCAUACAUUGGAUGCAUGAAAGAAAGGGAACCUAUUGCGUUGAUACUGGUUGCUUACUGGGCAGUAGGACAGGAUAGAGGGGUAGGGCAUAACUGGUGGGCGAAGAAUUGGGGGAGAGAUUUGGUGGAGGUAAUCGGAGAAGAGCUGGGAGAUGACGCGAGAUGGGAGUGGUACAUGAAGUGGCCGAAGGAGAAAAUGGGACUAAUUUGAUGUGGAGUCUAACACAGAAAUGGGAUCUAUCUUGUGUUCAUUGAUAAAGGUAUCAUCACUACAAGGACUCCCCAUAGAUCUGAUUGGACUUGAUACUUCAGGAGAAGUUUCCAUUACAGGAAUGGUUUGAUUGAUUGAUUGAUUUCAUUUACGUCCAUCUUCAGUCUAAGACUAUAUAGGACGGCUAGGCCUCUAGAGGCUCUAGCGGAUAACUUUUUAUUCUAUAAAAAUGGAUAUAUACGAUUUAGGGAAAUAAAAACAAAUGCUGGGGAACAGUGUCCGCUCAUUAUACACAUUAUAUAUAAUAAGAAAAUUAUGAAAAUUAAGAAAUUGUA